Solanum pennellii is the source of this 1447-nucleotide messenger RNA. RefSeq lists its product as uncharacterized. Gene Ontology annotation, molecular function: protein binding. The transcript has a single exon. Bases 160 to 1368 code for a protein of 402 amino acids. NCBI's taxonomy places the organism in Eukaryota, Viridiplantae, Streptophyta, Magnoliopsida, Solanales, Solanaceae. The record is from RefSeq and is a predicted model, not a curated record.
CUCCACCAUUCAUUUGACGGCAAUUCCACAUAGGAUGCCCUGGCCUCUAGCCUUCAUUUGUCCUCUCCACUAAUCAUUACAUAUCAACAAAUUAAUCACAUUAUUUAAUAUCUCAUUGGCAUUGAACAAUCAAAGAAGAAGUAUUGUUGAUGGAAAGUCAUGCCUACAAAGGCCAUCAGUUUUUGCUUACUUCCAUCAGAACUCAUCCAAUAUAUAAUCCUUCAACUUUCAUUGCCAGAGAUUAUCCAACUCAAAUCUGUUAAUAAGUCUAUUUUGUCUAUCAUUUCUGAUGGAGAUUUCAUUCGUAACUACAAUCAUCAAUCAAGCUCCGCCACAUGGCUCUUCCUUUAUAAAAAACGUUGGCGUCGUGAAGCCCUUCUCUAUGGUAUUUCUGAUUGUUCCAAUCGUUGGUUCACUAUAUUGAUAUGUGAUAUGUUGAAACAAGUAGUACCACCAGGUGAAGAUGUCUACUUUUUGACUGCUAAUGCUAAUAUAUUCCUCUUCGCUUUGAAUAAUACACAACAACUCAUGUCACUUGAUAUUAUGACUAGGGUUGUCAAAAACAUCCCUCCAAGUCCUUUAGGUCCACGUGGUACAUCCUCAUGGCGAAGAUCCGGUAUGAAAUUAUUGUCUUGCCCUAAUUGCAACUGUAACCAUUUUAGAUUCUUGUUUGCUGAAUAUCAUCAAAAUCGUCCAACUUUAUUUGAGUAUGAUUCAAGAGUUGAAACAUGGGAAUAUUGUUGGGGAACAGAUGAGGUUGUUAGCCAAGACUACUAUUUCGAUGAUGAAUAUAUAUUCUUAAGUGCAUCUAAUGGACGAAAUGGAAGUGUUAUCAUAGGCGUUGUGCGACCUCAUGAAUGCUGCAACACUACUACUAUCACUACUAAUACUCCGCUUGUCAUCAGACCAACAUUCAAUAAUGAGCAGGAGCACCAACAUCAUCGAUUAGCCGUUGGAUUUAGUUGGGGGAAUUCCAUAGAUCUAUUACACGUCUAUGGUGAUGGCAAUAUGAUGACUAUUAGAUCAGACAAAGUCAAUAAUAACAGUAAUAAAAGAAAGAUAAAGAGAAUAGAACUAUGGGGUUUGAGCAGAAAUAAUGGGAGGUAUUGGGAAUUUGUAUCAGUAGCACCAAAUGAGUUGAUAUAUAAAAUAAGCAAACCAUAUGGUGCUAUGAUGGGGUGUAUGCAAAAAUCAAAAGGAGUAACAAGGGCAAUUUUGAUGACAAAUCUUGAAGGUACAUGGGAAACUAUUUGGUUAAGCUAUAACAACAACAACAAUCAUUGGGCCUGGCUUCCAUUACCUGAUUGCAACAUGAAAGGCUCAAACCUGGCUGGAGUCACAUUCUCCUCUGGUUUAACAUUAUCCUAGCAUAUAUUCUAAUUGCAAUUUCAAUGUCACAUAUACAUGUACACCAUCAAAUAAUAAUAAUAAUAAUAAUAAUCAAACA